Colossoma macropomum (tambaqui) is the source of this 4740-nucleotide messenger RNA. RefSeq names its product potassium voltage-gated channel, KQT-like subfamily, member 2a (gene kcnq2a). Gene Ontology annotation, molecular function: voltage-gated potassium channel activity. The transcript has 19 exons. Gene Ontology annotation, cellular component: membrane. Gene Ontology annotation, biological process: transmembrane transport; potassium ion transport. Lineage: Eukaryota; Metazoa; Chordata; Actinopteri; Characiformes; Serrasalmidae. The record is from RefSeq and is a predicted model, not a curated record. The coding region runs from base 1 to 2649 and encodes 882 amino acids.
AUGGUGAAGAAAUCAGCCAACGGAGAGGUCUACCCGCCUCCAGCCGGGGAGCGGAGGCUGAAGGUGGGCUUCGUGGGGCUGGAGCCUGGCGCCGCGGACACUGGCCGAGACGGGACGCUGCUGAUCGGCGCCGCGGAAGGCUCUAAGCGCGUGGGGAUCCUGUGCAGAACGCGCUCGGGCGGCGGCAGAGCGCACAAGAGGAACGCCGGUUACCGGAGACUGCAGAAUUUCCUCUACAACGCGCUCGAGAGGCCGCGCGGCUGGGCGUUCGUUUACCACGCUUACGUCUUUCUGCUGGUGUUCUCCUGCCUUAUGCUCUCCGUGUUUGCUACUAUAAAAGAGUUCAAAAAAAGCUCAGAGAGUGCCUUGUACAUUCUGGAAAUAGUGACUAUCGUAGUGUUUGGUGUGGAGUAUAUAGUGCGGAUCUGGGCCGCUGGUUGCUGCUGUCGGUAUAGAGGAUGGAGAGGGAGGCUGAAGUUCGCCCGCAAGCCUUUCUGUGUUAUAGAUAUCAUGGUGCUCUUUGCCUCUGUGUCUGUGUUGGCGGCUGGCUCACAGGGCAACGUCUUUGCCACCUCUGCUAUACGCAGCUUGAGGUUUCUGCAGAUCCUUCGUAUGCUGCGCAUGGACCGCCGAGCAGGAACAUGGAAACUGCUGGGAUCUGUAGUCUACGCACAUAGCAAGGAGCUCAUCACUGCAUGGUACAUUGGUUUCCUCUGUCUCAUCCUCGCCUCUUUUCUGGUGUACUCAGUGGAGAAGGAUGACAAUGCAGAGAUGUUUGAGACCUAUGCUGAUGCUCUCUGGUGGGGGCUGAUCACUUUGACCACCAUCGGCUAUGGGGAUAAGUUUCCUAUAACAUGGAAUGGCCGUCUGAUUGCUGCAACCUUCAGUUUGAUUGGUGUGGCCUUCUUUGCACUCCCAGCAGGUAUCCUGGGUUCUGGCUUUGCUCUGAAGGUCCAAGAGCAGCACAGGCAGAAGCACUUUGAGAAACGACGGAACCCUGCUGCAGGACUUAUUCAGUCUGCCUGGAGAUUUUACGCAACAAACCUCUCACGAACAGACCUGCUGUCAACUUGGGACUUCUUUGGACAAACUGUGUCAGUCCCUAUGUACAGGCUGGUUCCUCCUCUGAAUCAACUGGACCUCUUGCGUAGUCUGAAGGGAAAAUCUGGAUUCAGAAAGGACUCUCAGCCUGAAGCUUCUCCCAGUAGUGAGAUUUCACACAAAGACACCCUCUGUGGGUGUUGCCCAAGAAGCCCUAGUCGUAAACCAAGCCUUAAGGAGAAAACAUUCCCCAGCCCCUCUAAGAGUGCAGGGGGAAAGGACACUAAAUCACCCGGAGCAGAGGAAGGAGCAGGGGAGAGUCCUAGCAAAGUGCCAAAAAGCUGGAGCUUCACAGAUCGAAACAGAUCGAAACAGACCUUCAAGUUCAAAGAGGAAACUCGGCAAACCCCAGAAGUGCUGAUUGAGAUGCAGGAGGAAGACUUCGGAAUGAAGAGUUCUCCAGCAAUUGAGGGGUUGAUCAAGGCGAGUCUCCCUGAUGACUUUGGAGAUGAUAAGACUUGCCAUUGUAAUUUUCUGCAAGACCUGUCUCCUGCACUGAAGGCCGUCAUAAAGGCAGUCUGUGUCAUGCGUUUCCUAGUGUGUAAGAGGAGGUUUAAAGAGAGCUUGCGGCCCUAUGAUGUGAUGGAUGUGAUAGAGCAGUAUUCAGCAGGCCAUCUGGACAUGCUCUCCCGCAUCAAGAACCUGCAGUUCAGGAUAGAUUUGAUUUUGGGCCCCCCACCCCCUUCGACCCCUCGCCAUAGGAAGGUAGACCAGAUAGUGGGGAAGGGAGCAUCAGCUGGGGAUAAGGACAAACCCAAGAGUGAAGCUGAGCCAGCAGAUGACCCCAGUAUGAUGGGACGAUUAGUCAAGAUGGAGAAACAGGUGGGUGCAAUGGACCGUAAGCUGGACUUCCUGGUAAACGUAUACACUAUGCGCUUAGGCAUCCCACGGUCUGAAACAGAGGCUUUACUGGGCUUCAAAAUCCCUGACCCGGCACCCCCGUACCACAGCCCAGAGGACAAGAGUGAGAAAGUUCAGGAUGAGAAGGAAGAGAAGAAGAGCAAGAGCGUUUCAUCUGCGGAGCCAGGUUCAAAUGGAGCUCCUGCUGAUGGUCAGUGCCAUCCGUCCACCUCCUGGCAGCAGCAGCAUCAAAGUGAGCUGCCUCUGAAUGUGCCACUAUGGAACAGCAGUCGUGGGGUGUCCCCUGUGGGCACAGAUGACCCCUCUCUUUACCGCAUCCCACCCCCGCCUGCCCACGAGAGCAGUGAAAGUGGACGACAGCGGAGGUCCCGACGGUCCAGGGCUCAGGCCGGCGUGGAGAGUGACACGUCUCUUUCCAUUCCCUCAGUGGACCAUGAAGAGCUAGAGCGCUCCUUCAGCGGCUUCAGCAUCUCCCAGGCCAAAGAGGGGGGCUACCUUCCUCCAGUCAGCCUGGGCCCAUUCGGGGCAGAGGGGAGUGGGGGCAUGUGCACUCGCGUAAGGCCGUAUCUGGCCGAAGGCGAAUCGGACACGGACUCAGACCUCUACACACCUGGCGCCCCUUCUCCUCUGUCUUUUACUGGGGAAACUGUGGCCUUUGGAGACCGGGGCUGGCCAGGAUUCAAGUAGACUUCAGAAAUGGACCUUCAGAUCCUCUGAGGAGUGAAUAUAAUUUUAAAAAAGUAAAUGUGGAUCUACUGCUCAGAAUUUUGGAAUCAUCUUUCAAAAAUAUGGAAUUAUUGUUCAAAAGUUUGAAAUCACUCAAUAAUAUAACAUCAGUUUUGUUGUAGAUACAUGAAUAAAGCUAUUCUAAUGUGAUGCUACCAGUAUAAGUUUUAAAUGAUUUGUUGCAAGCCAUAAAAAAAUAUUUUGUGUCCAGAAUGACGAAAAAUGUAUUCUAGAUGAUUCCCUAAUAAUUGACAAGGCUACAUAUAAUCAGGAAUGAAGUUAUAAUAAGUCCAAAAUGGCUCAUAUUUGAAAAGUGGUAAUCAAAUCCUGGACUAGAGAACUUGACAAGAAAUUAUAGUCAGUAGAUUACACUGUAAUUCUGUAUUGUAAUUAUACAGAAUUACAGUAUGUUGUUCAGGAUUUAACCCCUUGGAGCCUAAGCUUAUUAUUACAGUUUAGUUUCAAUUCAAAUAACGUUUUUAAUCAGUAAUCAUAAGUAUUCAUAAGAAUAUGAAUUAUUCAGUUACUAACUACUAUAAAACUAAUUAUGAAACUAAUAAGCCAUGUAGAUAUGAGAGGAUUAAUCGCUACUUUUUUCAAAAAAAAUAUGUUAUAUUAAAUGAAACAUCUAAGGAUGCUUUCUGGUGUCAAGUUUUUAAUACUGAAAGCUACACUAUUGAGUAACUUAGCAUCAAUGAUUAUAUGGUAAGUGAUUUCAAACUUUUGAAUAGUGGUGUCAAUAACAUAGAACACUAAAUAUGAUGUACCCAAUGGACAUUCAGUGGACAUGCUUGUUAUGACUACUUUAUGGUGAUGGUGAAUAAUACUCGGACAGGAAUUCCAUACAUUGGAAGCCUGACAAUUCAAGGUGGCCAUCUUUGCACACUUAAAAAGUGGAUUCUGUGUGCAUGCAGGUAUUGGCAUGCAUCCCCUACACUUAAAAUCGAGUGGGUCACCUGUUUGUAUUAUUUAGAAUAGUUAAGGUACCAGCGCUUAUGCAAUAUUAAAAACACCUUACUUUAUGAUUGUACAUACAUAAUGAUUGUUCGCUUGCUACAUGAGACUAAUUCAGUUGCUCAUUCAGUUUUAUUGAUUUUGUAUGUUAAGCGAAUGUUAUUAUAGAAAAUGAGGGUAACGUAGGGAUUUAUGUAAGAUAUAUAAUGGAAAUUUAAUCGCCUUUAAAGAAAUUACCCCAACCAAAGAUAGAGGGAGCACUUGAAAACUGAGCAUGCCUUACACAUAAACAUUUUUUUUCUUUCACCUCAUAUGAACAUGGCUUUUCAUUUAUUUUUAUUGGUCCAAAUAGAAAUUACAGGUAAGAUUUUUACAGUUUACAUGCAUUUUAUAAUCUUUAUAAACAUCUGAGUCAUUGGUUAUCACUAGUCACUAAAUGUACUUUAUUGAAAGUCCUUUUCUGGUCAAACUCUCAUGGUACCUUCAUCCGAAUAACCUAGCGGUGUUUAUUGUGGCAAAUGCCUUUAGCUCAUUUUGCUCGCUAGAAACUUAGCUUGUGUUGCAAACAAAAAUAGAUGAUUCUGCAAGCAAAAGCAUCUUAAUUCCUUAAACCUAUGUUUAGCUCCUUUAAGAAGACAAAGCACUGACCAGUAAGGAAAUAUGAAAGGAUUAAGCUGAAUUCGAUGAACGUGAUGGCUAAGGGUCAUGAAGUCAAAAGAUGUUUUCACAUGCAAUGCAUUUUAGUUGAACUGAAAUGGUAUCUUGCAGCAAGACACCUUUACGCUUUAGUAACAAAAAUGGUGCCUCACAAUAUUCAGUCCCCCUGAUUACACCAACUGCAUGGCAUGUUUAGAGGAGCCUGACUUAAUUGAUGAUGGUAACACAAGAUUGUGCCUAUAGAAAUUAAAGAAACAGUGAUGAAAAGCAUCUCUGCAUUCAACUGUUUUCCUUGAUGCCAACACUGAAGAUAAUAACAAUAAUUACAUGAAGCAUUUACAUUAUGGUGAGACUGAAAUCUUUUUUCACCUUUAAAAAGACUGUUUUAGAGCAUGCUGGAAGGUUGUAAUCUGUAAGGAAAUAAAAUUGGCUUAAUCUCAA